AUGGGUUUAAAAAUUAAAAAUUAUUCGGGAUUUAUAUCAACUUAUGAAUCGUCAAAAUUGCAAUGCAAAUAUUCGAAUUUAAAAAUUUCUAAACAUUACUUGUCACGAAGUGUUUAUUUUGAAAAAGGGAAACAACUUGUAAAAGAAAAAACUAGUCAUUUUAUGAAAUGGUAUGACGAUUUCACUGGAAUGAAUGAUGUUCUAAGUGCUCAAAGUAGAGUUAUUAAAGAAGAAGAAAAUUUAAAGAAAGCACAAGAAGUACGACGAAACGCUUUGAACGAAUUAAACGAAAUUCAAAAUAAAAUCAAAGAAGUUUAUGCUGAAAUAGAUACAACGAAUAGAGGAGAAGAUAGAUAUAUUCAUUUGGUUACUCUUGAACACAGAUUACUGAAGGAAGAAAAAAAUAUCAAGGAAAAUUUUUCAGCAGCGGAAAAAAAUGAACGAGAAGCAUUUGUAAAUUUAAGUAAUAGCGUAAAAUUUUCUCACGAGCAAGAAAGGACUCAAAGAGAAAGAACAAAAUACUGGUCUGUAAUUGGAUCCGUUUUGGGAACACUUUUAGGAAUUGUUGGCACAUCAAUAAAUAAUCAUUUUAAAAUAAAAGAAUUAAAAGAGCUUAUAAGUAGUUCCUCAAAUUCUGAGCUUUUAAACAAUUUGAAAUUAUUAAUAGAAAAAAAUGAAAUAUUUUUUAAUAAUUUAAGAGACCAAAUAAAGGCUUUAAAUUUAAAUGAAAAUAGUGAUAAGAAUGUAGAAUUAGAAAAAUUAUUAAAUAAAAUGAAUUCUAGGUUAUUCGAAAUAGAAACCGAUUCAAGCACUAAUGUUAGUAAUGAAGAAACAAAUUACAGUUUAAGUAGUAAUGACUCAUAUGUAAUAAUUAAACAAGUUGACAUUUUAUCUGAAUCAUUACAUAAAGAAUAUUCAAAUUUAAAAACAAUGGUGUUUGCCUUAGGAGCAUUAAGCGUGGUUAUGCCACUUCUUGCCAAAUAUUUUUCAUGGUAG
Pediculus humanus corporis (human body louse) is the source of this 996-nucleotide messenger RNA. RefSeq lists its product as uncharacterized. The transcript has 2 exons. The record is from RefSeq and is a predicted model, not a curated record. NCBI's taxonomy places the organism in Eukaryota, Metazoa, Arthropoda, Insecta, Psocodea, Pediculidae. Bases 1 to 996 code for a protein of 331 amino acids.